UUUUAGGGCUAGAAAGCGAUCAGUGCAUAGCAGUCGUGCCACAAGGAAGAAGGAACUAAUCGAGGAGGUCGGAGAGCCUCCAGGUGUUGGUCGGCACACACAUCGGUACACAAUAGGGUGGUUUAAAGGAGAUAUCAGCUGAUAUCUCCUGGACUCUGUUUGUGAAUGCGCACCCUCCUGUGAGGGUGUAGAAUGGAAAGGAGCCUCUACGGAGACACGGUGCUCACCUCCUUCACUGUCUAUCCUCGUACCACCAUGAUGAAGAAGGACAUUCAUAUCAACCUGGACGAACACACCUCCGAGCUGAAGACCAAUCCGCUCCGCGACGCCGACGGCCUCCUCAACUCACCAGACUUGGGGCUUCUCAAAUUGGCGUCCCCGGACCUGGAACGCCUCAUCAUCCAGUCCAACAACCCGGCAUCCCAGUUCCUCUACCCGAAGUCCGCCAGCGACGAGCAGGAGUUCGCCGAAGGCUUCGUCAAAGCUCUGGAGGAUCUCCACAAGCAGAACCAGCUGAGCGAGGCGGCCUGCGUCUCGGUGGACAGACUGGAGCUCCUCGGCGCUUCCGGCACGGUGGGAUCCUCCGGGCUGCAGACGUCUGAUCUUCCGGUGUAUACCACCUUGAACGGCUAUGCCGCCAGCCCGCUGGGCUCCACCACCAUCAACUACUCCACGGACACCAUCCCCUUCCCGCCGCCUCCGUCCCAUCUCAGCCCGCAGCAACAGGCAGCAACCGCCUCCGCCUUAUCGCGGCUCCAGUCCGGCGGCAUCGUGAAGGACGAGCCCCAGACAGUUCCGGACAUGCAGAGCCUCGGCGACAGCCCGCCUCUGUCGCCGAUUGACAUGGACAACCAGGAGCGUAUUAAGGCGGAGAGGAAAAAGCUGCGCAACCGGAUAGCAGCCUCCAAGUGCCGCAAGCGGAAACUUGAGAGGAUCUCUCGGCUUGAGGACAAAGUGAAGACCCUGAAGACGCAGAACACCGAGCUGGCGUCAACAGCCAGCGUCCUCAGGGAGCAGGUCGCCCAGCUGAAGCAAAAGGUGAUGAGCCACGUCAACAGUGGAUGCCAACUUUUACCAAACCAAGUCCAAGCUUACUAAUUCUGCUAGUGCUUGACUCUUGGAAAUCCUUAUGAGGUCUUUCAUGAAGUUCCUAGUGCAGAUCCACCCAGCAGGUGGGUGUGCCUGACAGGCCCGAGCUGGAAAUGAAAGGUCAAAGGUUAUGGAAGUCAUGCAGCACCAAGUGUUUAUGUGGAAGCUGGACAAUCUCUACAAGUGCUGCCAUUCAACUGUGUAUAUACUUGUGUAUAUAUAAAUAUAUAUAUACAUACAGCCUUACUUGUUUACACAAUGCACUUAGCAAUGACAAAUACAUAUAUAUUUUAUUUACUGAAACAUUUAUUAUACCUCCUGGUCAUAUUUACUUGUUUUUUUUAAUGGACACAUGCAUGUUUUGUAGCUGUUGUAUACUAUACAAUGUAUGUACAGUGUUUGUCUCCGUGGUGGCUGCUUAGUAGCCUCCCGUGAAUGUACUUGUAUUCAUAUGGUGGAUUCUCAUCACUCUACCUGACAUUUAUUAAAUUCACUACAUUACUAAA
Doryrhamphus excisus (bluestripe pipefish) is the source of this 1595-nucleotide messenger RNA. NCBI's taxonomy places the organism in Eukaryota, Metazoa, Chordata, Actinopteri, Syngnathiformes, Syngnathidae. The record is from RefSeq and is a predicted model, not a curated record.